This is a messenger RNA of Strongylocentrotus purpuratus (purple sea urchin), 1914 nucleotides long. RefSeq lists its product as uncharacterized. The record is from RefSeq and is a predicted model, not a curated record. The transcript has a single exon. Gene Ontology annotation, molecular function: nucleic acid binding. Gene Ontology annotation, biological process: DNA integration. Bases 1 to 1914 code for a protein of 637 amino acids. Lineage: Eukaryota; Metazoa; Echinodermata; Echinoidea; Camarodonta; Strongylocentrotidae.
AUGAGUGCAGAGACCCUGGGCUACUAUGAUCUAAAUGCACCGACAAAGGUCAUAGCGGAUGCCAGUCCAGUUGGCUUAGGAGCAGUGCUGGUGCAGGUGCAUGCUGAUGGCCCGAGGAUAGUAGCAUAUGCCAGCCGCUCGUUAAGUAACGUUGAAAGGAGAUACUCUCAGACGGAGAAAGAAGCCCUUGGACUUGUGUGGGCUUGUGAGAGAUUCCAUGCGUACCUGUAUGGAAUAGAGUUUGAUCUAGUGACUGAUCACAAACCGCUUGAAGUCAUUUAUUCACCGAGAUCUAAGCCAUGUGCGAGAAUAGAGCGGUGGGUUCUGAGGCUUCAACAGUACAAGUACAGGGUAGUCCACAUCGCAGGAAAGUCCAACAUAGCAGAUCCAUUGUCAAGAUUGCUGAAGGAUGAUCACCCGAGAGAAACUUCUGUGUUGGAAACAGAAGCAGAGAGCUUUGUGCGUUUUGUGGCAGUCCAGUCAACGCCAGGUGCGGUGACAACGAAGGAAGUCGAAAGAGAAUCUGAACAUGAUCCUGAACUCGAAGUUAUCAGAGAGUGUAUUCACAGUGGACAAUGGGAUGAUUGUCCAUACAAAGCAUACAUUCCCAUCAAGGAUGAACUCUGUAUAAUUGGUCAGUGUGUGCUGAGAGGUAGCAGAUUGGUGAUUCCACAGGCACAGAGGCCAAAGAUGGUGUCAUUAGCUCACGAAGGACACCUGGGCAUUGUUGGCACCAAACAGAAUUUGAGAACCAAGGUAUGGUGGCCAGGAUGUGAGAAAGAUGCAGAGAAAUUCGUCAAGACUUGUCAUGGUUGCCAAAUCACAAGCAGGGGUAAUCCACCAGAACCAAUUCGAAGUACUAUGUUGCCAACAGGACCUUGGGUGGAUGUAGCUGUUGAUUUCCUAGGACCACUUCCGACAGGAGAAUCUAUACUUGUGGUAGUUGAUUAUUAUAGCAGAUACUACGAGUAUGCAAUCAUGAAAUCAACCACUGCAGAGAAGACAGUCAAAGCCCUGGCUGAAAUCUUUGGCAGACAUGGGUUACCUGUGACGUUAUACUCAGACAAUGGACCCCAGUUCAUCUCAGAAGUUUUCGCAGAGUACAUGAACAUUACAGGAAUUCACCACCAUCGGGUGACUCCUAAAUGGCCCCAAGCCAACGGCGAGGUCGAAAGACAGAACCAGAGUAUAGUGAAAAGGCUUCGAAUUGCACAGGCAGAAGGCAAGGAUUGGAAGGAGGCCUUGCUGACUUACGUCGCAGUCUACCGGGCUAGUACUCAUUCGACAGCGGGAAAAAGCCCGGCAGAAGUGUUGUUCGGGAGAAAGAUCCGAACUAAACUACCACAAAUCCAGGACAUUAGUGAGGAUCAGGAACUCAGAGACAGGGACCUCCAAAUGAAAAGUGGUGCAAAACACUAUGCAGAUCUGAAGAGGGGAGCCGUACAUUCUGACAUAGUGCCAGGAGAUAAGGUGAUAGUAAGACGUGAUGAAAGGAGGAAACUAGACACGCCAUACUUUAGCCAGCCAUACACAGUGACAGCAAGAACAGGAAGUAUGGUAACUGUGAAAUCACCUGACGGAGUCCUGUAUAAUAGGAAUGUAUCAAGUGUAAAAAGAUACAUGUCCCGAGACACUCAUAACGAAGCUGCCAAUCCAGAGAGGACAGACGGCAAUCCUGAGGCGGUGACCGGUAUUCCUGAAGGGUCGGACGGUAAUCCUGAGGCGGAGACCAGUACUCCUGAGGCGGUGACCAGAGAUCCAGACUCAGAGGCAGCGAGCAACACAUCAGGCGGUGACCAGAGACAUCAAGAUGGUGAUACCCAAGCAGAGACAACAAACACCAACGUUCCUAUGGCAGCUAGUAGACCACAACGCCAGAGAAGAUUCCCUAAGCGAUAUGAUGAUUUUGUGUGA